Molecule: messenger RNA, 26196 nt
Organism: Coregonus sp. 'balchen'
Lineage: Eukaryota; Metazoa; Chordata; Actinopteri; Salmoniformes; Salmonidae
Source: the annotation of a GenBank genome assembly
AUGAUUGUGCUGUGUCGGCGUCCUGUCAAAGAGAAGAGAAAAAUCCAGGGAUGGGACGCCGGGGAUGGAGUGCAUGAAAUGACCAAUAUCUGGACAUUGUAACUUCAAACCGAUUAUAUCCGAGUAUCUCUAUGGUGUGAACGAACGAAUUCCAGGUAAAAUGGGUUAGACGUUUUUGUUCUCUUAUGUUGCUUGCUUGUUGUAGCUAGGUUACUAGCUAGCUAGUUAACUUCAUCGAGCCAGCAGUGUCUCUGAUAAUUAGCUACAAUAUAACAGUAUCGAAACAAUACACCACACUUGUCUAGCUAGCUAAUUAACUAGCUAACCAAAUAGAGCAAAGACAAAGGUAAUGUGUUUUCUAUAUUUGAUUUCGUUAGCUAGCUAACGUUAACUUGCUAGCUCCUCUACAAGGAGGAGGGAAAAGUAUCAUACUUUCCAGUUGGGACAGUUAACAAAUUCCUCAGUGUUUAUAGCUAUAACGUCGUUGGCUCUGGCAGCUCCAGUAGUUCGGAUGGCUUAACGUUAUAAUGACAACGAGGUUGUUUUCUUUAUUCAGUUGCAUUUUCUGACACAACUUCAUCUCAGUUUGACCCAAUUGUGUGUCUUAUAUUCAGCUCCAUUACCUCCUCACUAUGUGAAGAAAAUGUAUCUCAUGAGUCAUUUAGUCAUACACAUUUAACUGCCAUCACCUUCUCGGCCUUGAGUGCACUGCCAGUGACUUGUGUGUUGUGAUCCAUUACGCCAUCCAACCACCCUACUUUCGUUUUUGCCUUAAGUAACUUGUAAAACCACUUUUGAGAAAAUGGCCCAGCACACCUACUGGAGAGCUCUUCUUUGUCUACACCCAUUCAGCAUCGUUCACACCCUCUUAAGCCUUUGUCCCACCCAUCUCUUUAAUGACACACAUGUGAGGCAAUGUGUUAAACAGAGUGAGUAUUUUAGUAAACAACCAAAGAUUUCAAGACUAAAAGUGGGAAAGUAGUAGCCUACAAUAAGGAAAAACUCCAAGUAAAAAUACACUUUAUCUAGUCCUUGGCCUAUAUCCUAAUCUGACUUUGGUGAAGGUCAUGUUGUUCUUCACAUUACCAUCUCUAGUAAACACACUAUAUCAAAUACAAUGUAGGGCGGCGCACAAUUGGCCCAGCGUCGUCCAGGGUAGGGGAGGGAAUGGCCGGCAGGGGAUGUAGCUCAGUUGGUAGAGCAUGGCGUUUGCAACGCCAGGGUUGUGGGUUCGAUAAAAUAAUGUAUGUGCUAACUGUAAGUCGCUCUGGAUAAGAGCGUCUGCUAAAUGACUAAAAUGUAAAUGUAAAUGUUAGUUUAUUUGUCACAUGCACAGGAUACAGAAGGUGUAAAUGGUACAGUGAAAUGCUUACUUGCAUAGUAGUAAUAUCAAAAACAGAAAUUGUCCAGAUAAAAAAUAUUUUAUAAUUAUAAGAUCACACUCACCCGACACACAUGUCUAAAUUGAUGGGUCACGUGAAAGAAAUGCUCUAACAUUUACAUUUUAGUCAUUUAGCAGACGCUCUUAUCCAGAGCGACUUACAGUUAGUGAAUACAUAUUUUUGUUUUAUACUGGCCCCCCAUGGGAAUCGAACCCACAACCCUGGCGUUGCAAACGCCAUGCUCUAUCAACUGAGCUACAUCCCUGCCGGCCAUUCCCUCCCCUACCCUGGACGACGCUGGGCCAAUUGUGCGCCGCCCAUGAGUCUCCCGGUCGCGGCCGGCUGCGACAGAGCCUGGAUUCGAACCAGGAUCUCUAGUGGCACAGUUAGUACUGCGAUGCAGUGCCUUAGACCACUGCGCCACUCAGGAGUUUAGACCACUAACCACCCCCCCAGCCACAUCUAGCUAAGUGGAUGGGUCACUAUUGUCUAGACAUGUACACAUGAAAUUCAAUAGAUGGCCGUAAUCACUCCCAGACACACCUGGCUAACUUGAUGGGUCAUGUAAUCAUCUGGCGAAGUGGAGUCUUUUGUUUAGACAUGUAGCUAGCUAGAUAAUGAACCGGCAUAAUCCCAACCCAUACUACUAUCAAUACAAACAUUGUCAUAGCUUUAGUAUGAAUCUGCAGGUAGCUAAAGAGCUAACCAACUAGGUUAAUUGUUAGCUAGCUAACGUUAGGCUGUAACUAGCAAUGCAAAUUAAUUUCUGAUUAGAAUAAUGUUACUACACAGAUCAUACACGUAACGUUAGCUAAUGAGCCAGCAAGCUAAAGUUAGCUAGCUAGCUAACAGUACGCUUUAACUUGCAAUGAAAAUGACUUUCUGACCAAUUUAGAAACUUAUAAUAUCUGAAAAUGUAGCUAGACUCUUACCAGUAUACAUGGAUGAACGCUUCACGGCAGACUGGAACCAUUUAACUCAGUUUUGUUUGUAGCUACAUCUUGUUUGGCCGGCAUUGUGUCAAGUCACUCCAGUUCACACUGGAUCAAGGAUCUCUCUGUACUUUGCUCCGUUCAUCUUUCCCACGAUCCUGACUAGUCUCCCAGUCCCUGCCGCUUUAAAACAUCCCCACCGCAUGAUGCUGCCACCAUCAUGCUUCACCGUAGGGAUGGUGCCAGGUUUCCUCCAGAUGUGAUGCUUGGCAUUCAGGCCAAAGAGUUCAAUCUUGGUUUCAUCAGACCAGAGAAUCUUGUUUCUCAUGGUCUGAGAGUCCUUUAGGUGCCUUUUGGCAAACUCCAAGCAGGCUGUCAUAUGCCUUUCACUGAGGAGUGGCUUCCGUCUGGCCACUCUACCAUAAAGGCCUGGUUGAUGGAGUGCAACAGAGAUGGUUGUCCUUCUGGAAGGUUCUCCCAUCUCCACAGAGGAACUCUGGAGCUCUGUCAGAGUGUAUUAUGAAAAAUGUAUUUAAUCCAUUUUAGAAUAAGGCUAUAACGUAACAAAAUGUGGAAAAAGUCAAGGGGUCUGAAUACAUUCCGAAUGCACUGUACAUCUGGUAUCUGACUGACUGCCCUACCCUUUGAAAUUCCUGAGUUGGCUAUACGUGGUUCGUUGUGUGUGACUCUCUUAAUGUGAAAUGAGGUAGUAUAUCAUAUACUGACACACCGCUGAGUUCAGAAUUGGUGGAAACCUCUAGCUGCUAAUGAAUACUGAGGGAUAUUACCAUGUCGUCCCGUCCCCCUCUCCUCUUGAAGUCCAGAAUUACAGCUAUGUUAUGAUUUCCUAGUCUGUUAUUGUCCGAUCCAUCUUCAGGGAAAACAUUUCUACCCUGACCCCCUGGUACUAAUAUCAUAAAGCUCACCAUGGCCAGCCUAUGAUGUUUAUUUACUGUAUUUUAGGCUAGGCCUAUGUAUUUGUUAUUAAUUUUGUUUACAAAAAUUAGGCAAAAUUCUUCUGGUAGUGGUUCUAAAUAAUUGAUCAUAAUACUUCACUCUACGGAAGGAGCCUGAAGGAUCUAGAUUAGGUUCUUUCUUCACCACCACUGUCACUCAUUCUGUGUCUGACUGGUUUCAAGUAAGCCUUUCUAGAAACUGUCUGACUCAGGGUGGUGUUGAUGUCUACUAGCCUCUUGUUGUUGUUUGAACAUGAUGCACUACAAGGAUAUUCCCUGUUACUGGAUGCCCCAACCCAGUCAAUGAUCCAUGUUGGUGGGCUGCUGUCUGUCAGGGCUCCAGACGUCUUUGUUUUGUCUGCAGUUCAAAGACAAGGAAAGGGGGCUGGGGAGAGGAAUUGUUAUGGGUACUGUGGGUAUACCUGUCUUUUGUAAAAAUGUUCAAAGCUAAUCUUGCGUGCUAUUGCAGGGUAGGGUGGAGUAGUGGUCAUAAUGGUCAAGCUUUAUCUUGUUGUAUAAAUAGACUGACCUGUGAAUGGGGGACUUAGACUUCUUCAGGCAGGCAAUAUGUGAUUAAUUCUAGGUGAUGACGAGUAGCCUGUUCAAUUUGAAUAAUCAGUCUUCAAGAAGAAGAGGGUCACCAUCUCAGACAUAGGCCAACAUGUAGUAGAAUACUUCCAAAGGCCAGCUACUGUAAUGAAAGUGAAAUUAUAUGACUAAAGUGAGUGUUUUUUCUCAUUGUCUGGGCACCAUUAUAGGCCUGCACACAAAGGCUCCUCAUGCCUUUUAAGGCAAGCCCAGACAGUUACUGCUGCUGCAGUUCAACCGCCUCAUGAUGAUGUGAUAAGAGAAGCAGCUAGCUACACGCCUGAGACCUCCAAUCAUACGCUUUGUGUGCUUUCAAACCUGCAUCCAAUGACCAUUCUCGGCAUGUGAUCUGUGUUUGUGUCUGAGAAGGAGGUAGUGCUGGCUGGCGUUUGAACAUAAAUAGACCGCAGCACGGGAGAAUUGUAGUCAUUUAGUCUACUCCAGAUUAGACAGCAACUCCUCAGCUAAUAGCUAGCCUAUAGAUCACAGAUCAUGUGUUCUCCCAAGAAAACUACUACCACAGGCAUCAGGUAACUAACUGGAUUUUCAAAAGGAAAUCUAGGCUAAUUGAUUAUUCUUGCAAUAGAUUUACAACUAAUGAUUUACAAACUAGUAUUUAGAGGGGCUUCAUCCUAUAACACUUGUAGUUUUGGGCUAAGCGUUUGUCAGUCUUGUUCUUUAGUAUUUAUAUUAGUUGUAAGAGGUUGUUGACUGAGGUUAAUUAUGGUACAAUAAUAUUACAUUGUUUUUCUUACUAAGAAACAAGAAACCCUCUGAUACGUGCAUGUGUUACCUCAUCAUUCUGUUAUUAACUCAUUCUGCAUGCUUGUGUAUUUUUGUUCCACAUAGAUUGCGCUGUAAAUGUCUGAGAAACCGAGAGCCCAGUAUGAGGAAGGCGACCAGGCCAGUGGCAGGCGUAUCCAAAGCCUCAGUAGCAGGCACCAAGGCCCAGACCGGUGAGAGAGUCAAGCCUGAGGGCGCCACCACCACCAUGGGCACAGCCGGCAAGAAUACAGCCAAGACCUCUGCCACCGCACCACUAUCUAAGGUACAAAUGCAUAAGGCACAAGCAAAAGUGAGCACUGGCUUCAUACUGCGAUGACAACCAUGGAAGCCCUUUAUCUUUCUAGGUCCAAUAGCUGGUAUGAUACCUGUCAUGUUUCUCUUUGGCCAGGCGAAGAGCAGUGAUGACCUGCCAUCAGCAACAACAGUAGACAGUGGAGCCUCUGCUGGGAGCAGCACUAUUCCGAAGGCAAAGAAGACUAUCUCUGUCCACUCUUCAAACUCCUCCACUACAGGUACCAGCAACCCAGAGGGCAAGACAAAGACCAGCUCAGGUACAUCAUCAACUCAUAGCGCUACUUACAGACUAUACUCUGUUUGUGAUUAGCUCUGACCCAUAUAAAAAUGCCAACUUCUUGACCUUCAAUAAUGGACUGUAUUGUACUCCUCAGGCAAGCGUGGGACCUCCUCCGUGGUGAAGGAGCUUGGUUCAUCCCGGGAGGGACUGCGGGAACGCUCCAGAACUUGCACCACCAGCAGGAAGCUCUCUGGACCCUCCGACGCCUUGGCACCGCCCAAGAGAGUCCGCUGCCGGACUGUGACUGAGUCAGAGUCCCGUAUGAGCAAGUCCAAGUCGAACGGGCAGCUCAGCAACAAGACGGUCCUGGAGUGCAGGGUGAAGGACCUGCUGGGCCUGGCCAAGAGCAAAGACGUGGAGAUCCUCCACCUGCGCACAGAGCUCCGGGGCAUCCGUGUCCAGCUUGGUCUGCCCGAGGAGGAGGAGGAUGGGGAGAGCAGAGCCAGAGAGGAGGGCGAGGGAGAGGAGACUGCUGAGGCUAAGCCUCCACAGGAACAGGAGAAGGAAGCCCCUACUCCACUCAUCUCUGCAGAUGUGGAAUCCACCCUGCUCUUGCUACAGGACCAGAACCAGGGGAUCCGCGGAGAGCUGAACAUGCUGAAGAGUGAGAACCGCAUGCUGAAGGACCGGCUCAACGCCCUGGGUUUCUCCCUGGAGCAGAGGCUGGACAGCCCCCUAAAGACCCUGCGAGGCACCUGCCUUAGCUCAGAGCUUCCCCCAGCCCGCGGUGGCAGUGAUGGAGAUGGAGGGUGCCCACGGGCCUCUUUAGUACAGGGGGUCUCCCCACACAGCUCUGCCCGCGGCUCCACUGAAGACCUUCUGGACCCCCAGCGAGCCAUCUCCCCUGAGGUGGCCGAAAGUGAAUGCAGCGAAGCCUACCAGCCAAUCACCUCCAGCGAUGAUGCCCUGGACGCCCCCUCUGGUUCUGCCUCUGCCUGCGGCUCCUCCUCCGAGUCAGAGGGCGGGCCACCGAGUCACGGCGAGCGCUCCCGUAGAGGCAGCAGCGGCACCACCAGCGGGGUGUCAGUGGCCUGUCUAACGGAGCGCAUUCACCAGAUGGAGGAGAACCAGCACUGCACCUCUGAGGAGCUCCAGGCCACACUACAGGAGCUGGCCGACCUGCAGCAGAUCACACAGGAACUAAGCACAGAGAAUGAGCGACUGGGUGAGGAGCGGGCAAUCCUGGUAGACUCCCUGUGCCAGCAGGGCGACCGGCUGGAACUUUACGGCCGGCAGAUGGACUACUUCCGGGGCCUGCUGGACGAGCACCGCGUGGCUUACGCCCCGGCUGACGAGGAGGGUUCUAAGAGCGGCCGCUACCUCGAGCUGGAGCGCCGGUACGUGGACCUGACGCAGGGCGCCCACUUUGAGAGAGAGCAGCUGCUGGGGGUGCAGCAGCACCUGAGCGGAGCGCUGAAAAUGGCCGAGCAGGACAACGCAGAGGCCCAGGGACUCAUCUCAGCGCUGAAGGAGCGGGUGCACAUGGCGGAGCGGCAGGCUGAUAUGGAGCGCAGGGAAAGAGCGAUGGCGGCUGCAGAGCUGGAGGCCCUGAGGGAGGCGGCUGGGGGGGAGCAGGCGGAGCUGACUCGAUGCAGGGUCCAGCUGGAGCAGGAGAGGCAGAGGGUGGCUGAGCUCUACUCCAUCCACAACACCGGGGACAAGACAGACAUCCGCCACCUGCUGGAGAGCGAGAGAAGGGACAAGGAGAGGGCAGAGGCCAAGUCUUCUCAGCUGCAGGAGGACCUGGACCACACCCGCAAAGAGGCCGCCAGGCUACAGGACGACAUCCGCAAGGUCACACAUUCUCGUAGUUAAAAUGCUUUCCAUUCAGAUUCUCCAUCAGUCCUGGAUAUUUUCUAAGUGUUAGUAUUUCUCCCAAUUCAUGUCUUUGUUAUGUAUAUGACACGUGUGCUCGCGCUUACACCUAUGUAUCUCCCAUUCUCCCGUCAGCUGGAGGAAGACUUCCGUGCAUUCCGUGGCGAGGUGCAGAAGCAGCUAGCUGAGCAGAAGCGGGCCCUGGCCCAGCAGUGUUCUGAGCUGGAGGAAAGGGACACAGAGGUCUCGGACAUGAAGGAGACCUUCUUUGAGCUGGAGGACGAGGUGGAGCAACACCGAGCCCUCAAACUCCACGACAACCUCAUGAUCACAGACCUGGAGAGUGAGUGGUGGAUGGACACUAGGAUGCAGACAGGCCACUGACACCCCGCUGGUGGAACCCUACCCUAUUCCCUAUGUAGUGCACUACUUUUGACCAAGGCAACAGGGUUCUGGUCAAAAGUAGUGCACUAUUAGGGAAUAGGGUGCCAUUUGGGACAUGGUAUCUCUCAGGAAAAGGGACUAGCGGGAAACCUGAUGUGUGACCACAAGGUGGCGAUGUGGGACCAUUAUAACACAGCCAAGUAAGCCAGUUUAUUCCAUCUCCAUUCAUUUAAUCAUUCAUCAUUUUCCUUUCAGACUCCGUCAAAAAACUACAGGACCAAAAACAUGACAUGGAGCGUGAGAUCAAGAUUCUGCAUCGAAAGCUACGGGUAAUUUGGGGAAGCAGGAGGAAUACUGUCCUGUGCCUCAUCCAUAUCUCAGUUAAAUGUUGCUCUUGUAUGGAACAUAACAUGAAGAUAUUUAACACAGUUGUAAUAAAAAUGGGUCUACAGGCCCUUAGUGUUAGCUGUGGCUGCAUCCCAAAUGGCAACCUAUUCCCUAUAUAGUGCACUUCUUUUGACCAGGGCCCAUAGGGACUCAUAUUAUUAUGAUGUGUGUCCAUAUCUGUGUUCACACCUCUACUUGCAGGAGGAGUCUAUGGAGUGGCGUCAGUUCCAGGCCGACCUGCAGACGGCGGUUGUCAUCGCCAACGACAUCAAGUCCGAGGCUCAGGAGGAGAUCGGGGACCUGCGGCGCCGCCUACUGGACACACAGGAGAAGAACGAGAAGAUGAGCAAAGAGCUGGAGGAGCUCAAGAAGUAUGUGGUCUUAGUGUGCGUGCAUGUGUGUUGUUGUGUGUGUCCCAAUCUCCCUGUGUCAAAGAUAUUGACCAUCUGUUAUCUGUCUCUAUAGGCAGGAUGAGGAGAGGGGCAGGGUGUAUAACUACAUGAAUGCGGUUGAGAGGGACCUAGCUGCCCUGAGGCAGGGCAUGGGUCUCAACCGACUCUCCUCUACCUCCUCUGAGCCCUCUCCCACCGUUAAGACCCUCAUCAAAAACUUUGACAAUGCCUCCACUGCAGGCACUGUCCCAACCUCCCCCACAGCAGCCGUGCCAGCAGUUACCACGAUGGUUGCCCGUACACCCCUCAGCCCCAGUCCUCUGAAAACCCCACCCGCUGCUGCUAUCUCUCCCAUACAGGUAAGAAAAACACCCAAUGGUGACCAGGCCACCAGGCAGCACAAGUCCCCUCUGAAAAGGAGGAAGCUGUAGGUCUCUAACCCCAUCCUGAUUGGUUCAUUAGAUGUCAGCCCCUCUAUCAUUUAUUUAAUGUGGUUCCCCUGCCUCAGCCCUGUCUUUGUAGAACUACUGAGAAUUCCAGACCCCUGCAAGACCUGAUAGGACUUCCCGCAGGUUUCUACCCAAACAGUCAGGAUGUCAUUUUCAAGUUAACUUGGGAUUUAUGCUCUGAAUAGGUUACACGUUACCUUUAUGUAACAAAACAGGAUGUUUGCGUGUCAAGUCGGGUUGGAUGGAGAAUGAGGAAGGGUGAUUCUUGAACAUUAACAUUUUAACUUAUAAUGGGUUGAGUUUAAUGUCUUGGCCAACCUUUGGUUAGAACAGGCCCAGAGGCAUUUUAACCAUCACAAGACCAGUGAAUUAAGGCAGGCUUUCAGAGCUACUACUGCUGCAUGUUGUUUGAGUUAAGCUCCUGUGUUGGUUGCCAGUGCCUGCUAUGUUAACCUUGCUCAUGGCUUGGACAGAUGUUUUCCCUGAGUCUGACCUUAUGGGGAAUAGAGCAUGUGAAAGCUCUCCAUUUCAUUGGCACUAUAGAUCUGUCUCCACAGAAAUAGAGUCAUGUGUCUUGAAUUAGGCAUACUCCUUUACAGGGUAAGUUUAAGUGCAAUUGAUUGAUUUCUUGUAGGCUACAUUAGGCUACAUGUUCACAAUUAUAAACCUGCUUCUAAAAAUAAGCCUUAAGCUAAAAUACCUUUGGUUGGUCUUCAUAUUGCCACCACCAAAGUGUAAAUCACCAUACACAAUUGGUUCACACAGGGAGCCUAUUCACUCAAUUACUCUGUCUCUGAGUCCAGUGAAAUGUAACAUCAUUCAUUUGGAUCAGUCUGUUUGGCGCACAGCCCAUAUUUUCAAUGAAUUAGAAGGUCGCCGCCUGCAUUAUUUUGGUUCAAGCUAUAGGAAAAUCACUUCCAUGAAACAAAGCUCUGUAUGGCAGAAGGUGGUCAUGAAACAUUCAUUUACUCUGCAGAGUUUAUUUUGAGAGCGGUCAAUAUAGCAGGCGCCUGGGAGAUGCCCGUCCCUCACUCUAAGGGGUCUCACUUAUUAUUUUACCCCCAGGCAGGGUCAGGGCCUGAGUGGUCUGAUAUAUUGUCUCUAUCUAGGUUGGUGUAGAAUAAAUAAGUGCUUUACAACAUUAGGAUACUUUUAGAAUAAACAAUGAUGGUACAAAACAUUAGGAACACAUAGGGCUGUUAUGGUGACCGUAUUACCGCCACAUCGGCAGUCAAGAUUUAUGACUGCAGUCAAAUUCCACGUGACCAUUGAGUCAUGGUGACUAGGCUUCUCCAAAACUGCGCUCUGAUGCCGCUGAUGGUCAUUAGUAGCUGACCAAACUUGCUAACGGCCAUCUCUAAUGGCCUGGGACUCAGUGCUUUAUUGUCCCUCUAAAUCACUCUGACAUCAAUGCAAAUGCAAUCGAAAAUCAAAUCAAACAUUUAAUGAGAGCCCUGAAAUUAAGAGUUUGAGCAGAAUAGGAUCACCUGUUGCACAGCGAGAGCCAGCUCCGCAUAGCUGGUUGAUGCAUGGAAUUUAAUAAGUGUUCCUAUAAGCCUAUGUUGCGCAUCAUUUCUAUAGGCUAUGCAAUUGAUGGCAUGAAAAUGAACCACGGGAAAAGUGUCCUCCAUUCGCUAUUCAAGUGCAUACUGAUUGUUUAUUUUUACCCUGCCCCUGUUCCGACUGGUGUAUGAUAAUGGCCCAUUCUAAAUAAAAACUGAUUUCACACUUACACUACAUGGCCAAAAGUAUGUGGACACCCCUUCAAAUUAGUGGAUUAACAGGUGUAUAAAAUCGAGCAUACAGCCAUGCAAUCUCAAUAGACAAACAUUGGCAGUAGAAUGGCCUGUACUGAAGAGCUCAGUGACUUUCAACGUGGCACCGUCAUAGUAUGCAACCUUUCCAACAAGUCAAUUCGGCAAAUUUCUGCCCUGCUACAGCUUCCCCGGUCAACUGUAAGUGCUGUUAUUGUGAAGUGGAAACGUCAAGGAGCAACAACGGCUUAGCCGCGAAGUGGUAGGCCACACAAGCUCACAGAACGGGACCUAGGCCCCUUAGUUCCAGUGAAGGGAAAUCUUAACGCUACAGCAUACAAUGACAUUCUAGAUGAUUCUGUGCUUCCAACAGUUUGUGGAAGGCCCUUUCCUGUUUCAGCAUGACAAUGGCCCCGUGCACAAAGCGAGGUCCAUACAGAAAUGGCUUGUCGAGAUCGGUGUGGAAGAACUUGACUGGCCUGCAUAGAGCCCUGACCUCAACCCCAUCAAACACCUUUGGGAUGAAUUGGAACGCAGACUGCGAGCCAGGCCUAAUCGCCCAACAUCAGUGCCCGACCUCACUAAUGCUCUUGUGGUUGAAUGGAAGCAAGUCCCCACAGCAAUGUUCCAACAUCUAGUGGAAAGCCUUCCCAUAAGAGUGGAGGCUGUUAUAGCAGCAAAGGGGGGACCAACUCCAUAUUAAUGCCCAUGAUUUUGGAAUGAGAUGUUCGACGAGCAGGUGUCAACAUACCUUUGGCCAUGUAGUGUAUUAUUUAGUAUAUGUAAGAACAAGAUGAAGUUGAGAAUAGUCUGAUGGGUGAGAAUAUUAUCACUUGUGAAUGAUGCCUGGAGUGUAGGAGGACCUGUUUCUUUUGUUAACCAUUCAACACAGAAUACCCGCAUAUGCGCACUCCCUCUGAAAUCGUUUGGGGAAAAAUAUCCAUUCUAUUUUAUUCAGCUAUGUUCAAUUGUAUUAUUACUAUAAAAUAAUGCCGCAGGAAUUAUAAGCGAAUUUACCUGCUAAAUUAACUAGUGUAGCCCACAGCCAUAUGGCAAAGCCAGAUCAGGACCUAACAUAAGGACGACUCAUAAUAUGCUAUUCUGUUCUUCUGAAAUAGGCUACAUUUUCUUCACAUUAUAAUGUUUCUUUAGACCUGCUUAAAAUAAAUAAUGGAUUUAUUGUGAUUGUGUAGGCUAUAUUAUGCUGAACAAACAUAUAAGCGCAACAAUUUCAACGAUUUUACUGAGUUACAGUUCAUAUAAGGAAAUCAGUAAAUUGAAAUAAAUUCAUUAGGCCCUAAUCUAUGGAUUUCACAUGACACUUGGGAGCCAGGCCCACCAACUGGGGAGCCAGGCCCAGCCAACAUAAUUAGUUUUUCCCCUCAAAAGGGCUUUGUUACAGACAGAAAUACUCCUAAGCUGUCCAGAUGGCUGGUCUCAGACGAUCCCACAGGUGAAGAAGCCGGAUGUGGCGUUCCUGGGCUGGCGUGGUUACACGUGGUCUGCUGUUGUGAGGCCGGUUGGACGUACUGCCAAAUUCUCUAAAACGACAUUGUAGAGAAAGUAACAUGGUAGAGAAAGUAACAUUCAAGUCUUUGGCAACCGCUCUGGUGGACAUUCCUGCUGUCAGCAUGCCAAUUGCACACUCCCUAAAAACUUGCGACAUCUGUGGCAUUGUUGUGUGACACAACUGCACAUUUUAGACUGGCCUUUUGUUGUCCCCUGCACAAGGUGCCCCUGUGUAAUGAUUAUGCUGUUUAAUCAGCUUCUUGAUAUGCUACACCUGUCAGGUGGAGAGAUGAUCUUGGCAAAGGAGAAAUGUUCACUAACAGGGAUGUAAACAUUUGAGAGAAAUAAGCUUUUUGUGCGAAUGGGAAAAUUCUUGGAUCUUUUUAUUUCAGCUCAUGGAACAUGGGACCAACAUUUUUAUUUUUGUUCAGUAUAAAUUGAUUUAUUAUAUAUAUAUUUUUUAUGUAGAUGUUCCAAAGGUCCACAGCAGUGGAUUGUAGGCUAUGCGUGGAAGCCGGAGAUGCUAAACAUGUUUAUGUUAAUUAACAGUCAAUUACCGGCAGUUAUUUGCAUGACAAUCACCGGCUGAGAAAAUGUCAUGACCCCCACAACCCUAGGAACACCUGCUCUUUCCAUGACGUAGACUGACCAGGUGAAUCCAGUUGAAAGCUAAGAUCCCUUAUUGAUGUCACUUGUUAAAUCCACUUCAGUCAGUGUAGAUGAAGGGGAGGAGACAGGUUAAAGAAGGAUUUUUAAGCCUUGAGACAAGUGAGACAUGGAUUGUGUAUGUGUGCCAUUCAGAUGAUGAAUGGGCAAUACAAAAUAUUUAAGCGCCUUUGAACGGGGUAUGGUAGUAGGUGACCGGCGCACCAGCUUGAGUGUGUUAAGAACUGCAACGCUGCUGGGUUUUACACGCUCAACAGUUUCCUGUGUGUAUCAAGAAUGAUCCACCACCCAAAAGACAUCCAGCCAACUUGACACCACUGUGGGACCAUGGGCCAGCAUCUUUGUGGAAUGCUUUCGUCACCUUGUAGAGUCCAUGCCUUGACGAAUUGAGGCUGUUCUGAGGGCAAAAGGGGGUACAACUCAAUAUUAGGAAGAUGUUCCUAAUGUUUUGUACACUCAGUAUAUAUUACGGAUAUAUCCAAACUUUUGUGGAAUUCUUAGUAAUCAUAGGAAAUAUCAAAAUAGACUAAUGCCCCUCAGAAUUUCAAAAGACGAUGGAUAGAGGACUAUUUUUUGCAAAUUUUGACGGUGAGGAAAUCUAACCAAUUUUCAGUGCUGCCCUCCGGACCUCAUUGAAGACCAAAUGCGGCCCCUGGGGCAACAUGAGUUUAACGGCCCUGAAAUAGAGGGAAACAGGCUCAAGUCACCCUGGAAGUGGAAGAACUCUGUGACCCAUAACACGUCCUCUUCCACUACACCAUGAGUUAUCCUAGCCUGGUCCCACCUGCAGAGCCUUUGUCUUGCCAACUCCAUCGCUGUCAUUGCGAAGCCAACAAUGUUUGGCGUGACGAGGAGUACAAACAAAAUAGCUGGCACUCAGGCUAGAGUUAUCGCUCUGUGGCUCAAACUUAGCAUCAACAUCAUUACAUAAUGAUGGUACACUUCACCUUAAUUAACACACUCAAGUUUACUGAUCAAUUCAUUUAUACAUGUUUUCUUUUUACUUAUUAUGGUGUGAUUUUCAUAUAAGCCCAUGGGCUUCCAACCACACCUGCACACUGUUUAAAAAAUAUAUAUUUGUUUUUUAUCUAUGUUAUUUAUCACUUGUUUUCUUUGGUGCAACUAAACUGAACUGUUAGUAAGUUCAUUACUUUGACCUAGUUCAUUAAUGAAGAAUAUUACUGUAAAUGCUAGUGUGUGUGUCUGAUUCUCCUCUGUUGUGCUGUGUUUCAGAGGCACACUGCGUCGAUCCCCAAACCCCUGUCCUCCAUGGUGGAUAAAAGGUCCAGCUACACAGAUAUCAAUAUGCCAGGUGGGUACAAUAGUCUUCAUUCGUAUCAUGCCUAUUCUGUUGGACAACCAUUACAUUACAUUACAUUAGUGCUGACCCCAAUUAGUCGACUGGUCGAUUGUUUGGUCAAUAGGCUGUUGGUCGAGCAAGAUUUUUUUUAGUCGAGCAGUAGCAAAUAUGUAUACAGGACCAGUCAAAACUUUGGACAUACCUACAAAUAGGGCUAUCUUCUGUAUACCACCCCUACCUUGUCGCAACACAACUGAUUGGCUCAAACGUAUUAAGAAGGAAAGAAAUUCCACAAAUUAACUUUUAAGAAGGCACACCAGUUAAUUGAAAAUCAUUCCAGGUGACUACCUCAUAAAGCUGGUUGAGAGAAUGCCAAGCGUGUGCCAAGCUGUCAUCAAGGCAAAGGGUGGCUACUUUGAAGAAUCUCGAAUAUAUAAUAUAUUUGAUUUGUUUAACACUUUUUUUGGUUACUACAUGAUUUCAUAUGUGUUAUUUCAUAGUUUUGAUGUCUUCACUAUUAUUCUACAAUGUAGAAAAUAGUAAAAAUAAAGAAAAACCCUGGAAUGAGUAGGUGUGUCCAAACGUUUGACUGGUACUGUAUAUAUAAAGCUCUGGAAAAAAUUAAGAGACCACUGCAAAAUUAUCAGUUUCUCUGGUUUUAUUAUUUAUAGGUAUGUGUUUGGGUAAAAGUAACUUUUUUUAUGCUAUAAACUACUGACAACAUUUCUCCCAAAUUCCAAAUAAAAAUAUUGUCAUUUAGAGCAUUUAUUUGCAGAAAAUGACAACUGGUCAAACUAACAAAAAAAGAUGCAGUGUUGUCAGACCUCGAAUAAUGCAAAGAAAAUAAGUUCAUGUUAAUUUUUAAACAACACAAUACUAAUGUUUUAACUUAGGAAGAGUUCAGAAAUCAAUAACCCUGAUUUUGAAUCACAGCUUUCAUGCGUCUUGGCAUGCUCUCCACCAGUCUUUCACAUUGAUGUUGGGUGACUUUAUGCCACUCCUGACGCAAAAAUUCAAGCAGCUCGGCUUUGUUUGAUGGCUUGUGACCAUCCAUCUUCCUCCUGAUCACAUUCCAGAAGUUUUCAAUGGGGUUCAGGUCUGGAGAUUGGGCUGGCCAUGACAGGGUCUUGAUCUGGUGGUCCUCCAUCCACACCUUGAUUGACCUGGCUGUGUGGCAUGGCGUAUUGUCCUGCUGGAAAAACCAAUCCUCAGAGUUGGGGAACAAUGUCAGAGCAAAAGGAAGCACGUUUUCUUCCAGGACAACCUUGUACGUGGCUUGAUUCAUGCGUCCUUCACAAAGACAAAUCUGCCCAAUUCCAGCCUUGCUGAAGCACCCCCAGAUCAUCACCGAUCCUCCACCAAAUUUCACAGUGGGUGCGAGACACUGUGGCUUGUAGGCCUCUCCAGGUCUCCGUCUAACCAUUAGACGACCAGGUGUUUGGCAAAGCUGAAAAUUGGACUCAUCAGAGAAGAUGACCAUACUCCAGUCCUCUACGGUCCAAUCCUUAUGGUCUUUUGCAAACCUCAGCCUGGCUCUUCUUUGCUUCUCAUUGAUGAAGUGCUUUUUUCUAGCUUUGCACGACUUCAGCCCUGCCCCUAGGAGCCUGUUUCGAACCGUCCUCGCCGUGCACUUCACCCCAGCUGCCGUUUGCCAUUCUUUUUGUAGGUCACUUGAUGUCAUCCUACGGUUGUUGAGUGACAUUCGAAUGAGUUGGCGGUCAUCCUAGUCAGUAGAGUCGUUUUCGCCCUCUGCCGGUCUGUAGCUUUGUUGUCCCCAAUGUCUGCUGCUUGACCUUGUUCUUAUGAACUGCUGUCUUUGACAUUUUUUAAGGACGGAAGCAACCUGACGCUCACUGUAUCCUUCUGCCAGUAAAGCCAGAAUUAAACCCUUCUUUUCCUCACUCAAAACUUUCCUUUUCAACUCUUUUGGCAUGGUCCAUAGUUAUUUUUCAAUUAAUAUUACUUUUGAGGUACUAUUAGCACUGUUUUUGCCAUCCAACUGGUCCUAUUGCAAGAGGAUAGUGAUGACCACAGCAGUGGUUUUUAUACUUUUCCUCGUUAAAUAAGAUUUGGUUCAGGUGAUCACCUAAUCAGUACCUAAUUCAGUAGAAUGAGGUGUGCCUGUGUUGGAAUUCAACAGACACUGGAAUGGAAUGGCUGUCAUACAUGUAGAGAUGCUGAUUCAAGAAAAAUGUCCAGUGGUCUCUUAAUUUUCUCCAGAGCUGUAUAUAUUUUUUUAUGGCACACGAGACACCUGUCUUAUUCACACCCAUCUCAGUGAACUAAUCCAUUGCGGAUGCCGAGACUAAUCCAUUGCAGAGGCCGCUGGGAUGGCAGAGUCCAAGAAGGGGAGUGUGGCUAAGAUUCACAAUGCAUGUGUCUCUCCCGCCAAUUUGUGCACAUUCAUUGUUUUAUAACUUCAUUUUGUAAGUUGUUUGCGUUGGAUUGUUAGUGUCUAUCAAUUCCCCAUUACAUACAUCACCAGUAGUACAUUUACCGUUAGUUCCUAUCAUUUCUAAUCUACAAUGUUUGUUUGGUUACGGUAAUUUAUGUUAAUGCAUUCAAUAUUUUAUUAUUCCAGUCUUUUACCGUUCUCAUUGUCGGAGUGGACAGGUUGUUUGCAGAGCACACAACCUAUGCUACACUUCUGAGAAACAAGUUUUGGUUUAUUUCAUUCCAUUUACAAGUUUUGUCAAUUUAGUAAUUGUCUUUUGUUUGGAGUGCUCCUGUCAAUGUUGAGUAAGGACGCACACCUGAUUACGCAUAGAAGUAGGUCUAUAGGCCACCUGGCCUGCGCGCAAAUGUAGGAAUAUAAAUGAGACCAUUUGGGGAUCUGAUAGUAUUUCUGAUAGGCUUAACGUACCACCACUAAUAAGCUGUUGAGUUUCUCAAAGUAAUGUUUUCUUCACCACAAACAGCAAGGAAACUAAGUCUGUUUUUACCUCCAUUGAGAAUGACAAUAGUUCCUCAAUGUAUUUGAAAAAUCUUUCCAGUGCUCUCCCUUUCGAUAACCACUCAGCGUAAAAGGGAAAAAUGUCAUGCUCUGAUCCAGUGGAAACGUCAUAAAAUAGGCCUACCUGAUUACUACUUAUCCCUUGCGCAAAUAGCCUACAGCUGUGUCUGUCCCAAGCUCACUGGUGCGGGAAACUGAGGGCCCAGAAUAUUUUAUACAAUGUUGCAAAUUUGCUAGAGUCUGCUUCAGGGCCUGACCCAAGUUAAUAGUUGAUACAAUGUUUCAAGUUCAUUGCAGACUGACCAUGCGUAGCUAAUGUGAUUUAUAGGAUAUUUAUUUUCAUCAGGAUAUUUUCUACCUGUGGCUGCAAUGUUUUUAUUUGUUGGCUUUAUGUAGGCUAUUUUUACAUAGUUGCCAAUGGCAAUAGAAGUUACCUUUUUAGGUUUGUAUAAUUUUAAUAUAGAUUUGGAUAGAAUUAUGAUUAACCACAUGACAAUGAUUUUGAGAUAUGAAGACGUUAUUAUAAAUUAAAUGAAACUGUUCCACGAAAAUGUUCAUAUGAAAACCAUAACUGGCACGCAUAUUGGAAGAUAAUUGUGCCCACAAAUGGUAAGAUAAACUGUGCCCAUAAAGCUCAACACUAAGCUAAGGACUCUGGGACUAAACACCUCCCUCUGCAACUGGAUCCUGGACUUCCUGACGAGCUGCCCCCAGGUGGUAGGGUAGGCAACAACACAUCUGCCACACUGAUCCUCAACACGGGGGCCCCUCAGGGGUGCAUGCUUAGUCCCCUCCUGUACUCCCUGUUCACCCAUGAUUGUGUGGUCAAGCACGACUCCAACACCAACAUUAAGUUUGCCGACGAAACAGCGGUGGUAGGCCUGAUCACCGACAACGAUGAGACAGCCUAUAGGGAGGAAGUCAGAGACCUGGCAGUGUGGUGCCAGGACAACAACCUCUCCCUCAACGUGAGCAAGACUAAGGAGAUGAUCGUGGACUACAGGAGGAGGGUCGAACACGCCCCCAUUCACAUUGACGGGGCUGUAGUGGGGCGGGUCGAGUGUUUCAGGUUCCUUGGUGUCCACAUCACCAACAAAUUAUCAUGGUCCAAACACACCAAGAAAGUCGUGAAGAGGGCACAACAACACCUUUUCCCCCUCAGGAGACUGAAAAGAUUUGGCAUGGGUCCCCAGAUCCUCAAAAGGUUCUACAGUUGCACCAUUGAGAGCAUCCUGACCGGUUGCAUCACCGCCUGGUAUGGCAACUGCUCGGCAUCCGACCGUAAAGCGCAACAGAGGGUAGUGCGUACAGCCCAGUACAUCACUGGGGCCAAGCUUCUUGCCAUCCAGGACCUAUAUACUAGGCGGUGUCAAAGGAAGGCCCAAAAAAUGGUCAUAGACUGUUCUCUCUGCUACCGCACGUCAAGCGGUACCGGAGCGCCAAGUCUAGGUCCAAAAGGCUUCUUAACAGCUUCUACCCCCAAGCCAUAAGACUGCUGAACAAUUAAUCAAAUGGCCACCCGGACUAUUUACAUUGUUACACUGCUUUUACUUGCUGUUUAUUAUCUGUGCAUAGUCACUUUACCCCUACCUACAUGAACACAUUUAUUUUAUUUUAUUUUACAUUUAUUUAACUAGGCAAGUCAGUUAAGAACAAAUUCUUAUUUACAAUGACUGCCUACACCGGCCAAACCCGGACAAUGCUGGGCCAAUUGUGCGCCGCCCUAUGGGACUCCCAAUCACAGUCCGGUUGUGAUACAGCCUGGAAUCGAACCAUGGGGUCUGUAGUGACGCCUCAAGCACUGAGAUGCAGUGCCUUAGACCGCUGCGCCACUCGGCUAACCUGUAUCCCCGCACAUUGACUCGGUACCAGUACCCCCUGUAAAUAGCCUCGUUAUUGUAAUUUCUUUGUUACUUUUUUUAUUACAUUUUUUACUUUAGUUUAUUUAGUAAAUAUUUUCUUAACUCUGUUUCUUGAACUGCGUUGUUGGUUAAGUGCUUUUUAAGUAAGCAUUUCACAGUAAGGUCUACACCUGUUGUAUUCGGCGCAUAUGACAAAUACAAUUGUAUUUGAUUGAUUUGAAUUGACAUUCCACAUGAGAAAGGUUGCCGACUCCUCCUGUAGCCUACUGCUGGCAACUUCAGGAGAGUAACGGCAGAACCUGCGAAAGCCAGCAGGGGCGUUCUUUUUCUUUUCUUCUGGUUAUCUUGAUCUCUGGCUCUCUUGAGUCAUUUGUGUUUUAUUUCAUCAAACAGUGCGCUUAAAUCAUCAGACAAGCUCAAUGCAUAUAGUUGAUUUAAUUUAAACACAUAUAUGGAAAAAUACAUGUUUUCAUAUUUCGACCAAUCCAUUGGUCAAAAGAACAGAUGACUUUCGGUCAACUAAAAUUUUGUUUUUGUCGGGGACAGCCCUACAUUACAUUUUAGUCAUUUAGUAGACUCUUAUCCACUUAGUCAGUGCAUUCAACUAGUUUAGUAGGUUUCCUCACUGCACCAUGACGUCACAGAUGAAGAACACCACAAGACAAGACUGACAUCUAGGAGGUCCAUGUAUAGCUUGGACAGUGGUGGUUGUAAUAGUAGGGCAGUGUGUAGCAGACAGGUGGGGGAUUGGAUAACUCAGACCCACCAGGACUGUGAGAUUGACCUCUAUCUUGAGUGUCAGGUGUAAUAAUGGAAGAAGCCCCCAUCACCCCCAGACCCUUAACACUCUUUCAUUUUGAAAUGAGAUUCAUAUAGCAGGCAGCCCUCAGUGGGGAAGCCACAGGCCCAAACAACAGGGCUUCGUGAAAAUGGCAUCCUAUUCCCUGUAUAGUGCACCACUUUAAUGACCAGAGCCCUAUAGUCCCUGGUCAAAAGCAGUGCAUUUAAUAGGGAAUAGGGUGCCAUUUGGGAUGCGGACCAGGAGUAAUAGGAGUGUGCCACGGUGGAUUUAGCACCCCGUUCACACGCUAAUUUAGAGCCACCGCUGCUAGCUCAGCUCAAACUCAGUUUUUCCACUAAGCUUGGCACAAAAGCAGCCCACUGCUUUUGUAUUUAGGAAAAAGUCUGCUUGCAUUAACAGGUAUUAAUUAAAGUUUUUAUUUGGGCUCUGAAGUUAGCUUAUUUUACUGGUAGGGAUCUUAGUUCCCCUAUGGGUUCAUUUAGAGUAAUAGGGACUGAUGUGUGUUCUCCAUCCCCAACAGCAGAUCACCUGCUCCGGGCCUCCCCUGGGACCCGCAACCCCUCUGCCCUUCAGAGGGUCCCCAACAUGGACUCCUCCUCCAAGUCCCUCUCAGGUGUGUGUUUACGCAACCAUAUUUACCUGUGUCAGAGGCUGUAACAUAAAUCCGUGACUGUGUGCUCUAAAUGACUUGAUUGCGGCUUGAUAGUUAAAGUAAUGUGAUUGUGGUACUGAUAACUCUGUGGUAAGUUACUACUAAAAUAGUGACCUGUGUUCCUGUAAGUGACCUGUGUCCUGUUGUGUCCCCAGUGUCUCGCAGGAGCAAUGAGGAGCUGAAGAGAGACAUGUCUUCCUUAGAGAACACUGCCUCCCUCAUCACCUCCUCCCCCUCCACCUCCUCCCCCACCGCCUCAGUCACCCCUUCCACAAGGGGAUGCCUACGGUAUGGACACCCUCUCUCUCUCUCUCCAUGUGCAUGCGUGUUUCAGUAUCUGUGGGUGUCAGUAUCUGUGGGUGUCAGUAUCUGUGGGUGUCAGUAUCUGUGGGUGUCAGUAUCUGUGGGUGUCAGUAUGUGUGUGUGUCAGUAUCUGUGUGUGUCAGUAUCUGUGUGUGUCAGUAUCUGUGUGUGUCAGUAUCUGUGUGUGUCAGUAUCUGUGUGUGUCAGUAUCUGUGUGCGUCAGUAUCUGUGUGCGUGUCUCCUUUCACUAUCUCCCUCUCGUUCCUGAGCUCCCUCUCUAUCCCCCUCUCUCUGAAUUAUUCAAUCUCAUGGAAUGAUUCUAUUGUUCACCAUCUUGACAUGCUAGUCAAUGAAUGCAGGGGGCUGGGAGAGUAUAGUUACAUAGGAUGAAAGGACAAAUAUAACACAAUGUAUUUUUUGGGGUUUCAAUGUCACCCUGACAUGUUGUAGAUUUUCAUCUUCUGAAAGGUACACUGAGGCCGUUUCCUGGACACGGAUCAAGCCCAGUGCUGGACUGAAAAGCAAGCUCAAUGGAGAAACCCCAUAGAAAAUGCUUUUUAGUCCAAGAUUAGGCUUAAUCUGUGUCCGGAAAACCCCCCUUUGUGUAGGAUCAUUCUUUCUCUUCGUGUGCUCUUUCAUUUCUUUACUUCUGUGUGUCCAUAGGGAGGAGAGAAAAGACCCUCUGACUGCAUUGGCCAGGGAGUAUGGGGGAUCCAAAAGGAACGCCCUGCUCAAGUGGUGCCAGAAGAAGACUGAAGGAUACCAGGUACUAACCAACAGGGUGGGAAAUGGGUGGAGAGUACAGGCUGGCAUAAGACACAAACACGUGCAUGCACACCCCAACUUGCGCAACGUACUUACUCCAUCCCAUUGGACAAUGCUUUGGUUUCUCUCAACAGGUUUAGAUGCAGGAAAGAAUAUCAGAUCAUUACCGUUACUCUGUUUUGAUCAAUAGGGCCAUUGCCUUAUGCGCUCUAUCCAAUAGCUGCGAACACAGACGGUAAACGCUGUGUUUCCUUCCUGUUCAUUUCCAAUCAGAGUCCCUUCCUUCUCCUUCCAGGCUUUUAAGAUGUUUACCCACCAGGAACCAUUAAGGACUGCCCUGUGUAGUUACCAUGGUAGCAGUUAUGCUUUACCCUCUCCAGGAAGUGUGCCAGACUUCACUGACGUCCCGGCCCUUCCUCUUCCCUCUCCCUUUCGCUGAAUCUCUCCACGGCAUGGGCUAGGUAGCACAAAUGGGCAUUUUGUGCUACAGCAGAGACUAUAAACCUUUUUUUCUUUCUAAGGAGUUGCCCACGAGUUCUUAGCUGUUCAGUCUGGGAAAUAGAACGACAAGGCCUUUGCUAUAAUGCUAAAUAGCCUCUCUAGUUUGUAUUUUCUAUUGGUCCCCUGACUCCCUUCUGAAUUGUAAAUGUUCUCUCCACUAACAGUCUUCUCUCUUUUUCUCUUUUAUAUAUACUGUAUAUAGGCCUAUGUGGCAUUGUUUUCAUGAGGCCCAUAGUUAAUGUGUUCAUUACAAGUGCUCUGUUGCUGCUAGGAGUACUUUUUGCCAGUUGACUCACUCACUCACUGCCAUGCUCACUGCAAACACACUGCUACCAGCCAAGCCUUUCCUAACGUAGGUCAGCCCUCUUUUUCCACAGAUUAUACAUGAAUGCUUUCUGCUGGGAUCCUCCUGUCGCUUUAACUCUACUUUCCAUAGUUGAUUCAUAUACUUCUCCGGUAAAGCAAACAGGUGCAUAGAGAAUACAUACCUUAAAUGUGGCUAAUUUUUAUGUUCCUUGUUGCAAAGUUUGUUAGCAUUUUAACAGUCAUUUCUUUCUCAAUAGUUUGGGUGGGAAAGGUUCUGAGGAAAAGAUGAGUUGGCAAAGUUACACAACCAGUGUGGCUCACCAUAGUUAGUGACUAGAGUGCCUUUGCCCGCAGCAUGUGUAGUCCUGGUUAACACCAAUGAGACGGGUGCUGUGAUCCUGGAGAGCCAGUGAAUUGGGGUCCCACAGAGAGCAGUGACGCUUCUUGGCGGAGCAAUCAGGCAUCCCCUUCCUCUCCCUUUCUCUUUCAUGCUCCACACUGCAGUGUCCCUUGUGUUAUGGCACCCUGGUGUCUGGACCAUUUUCUUCUCCCCAUAUCCCUUGACACUCACCAUCUCUGAUAAUUGACACAGGUUCCCUGUGACCCUUAGGAGAGAGUUGAGGGCUGCCUCGCUGUAGACAGGGUCUGCGUCCCAAAUGGCACCCUAUUCCCUAUAUAGUGCACUACUUUUGACCAGGGCUCAUUGGGCACGCAGAAGGGGGUGGCGGAAGGUUGAAGUCAAACUCGGAUGGGAUGGGAUGAGGUUCAGGGUUCUCCCCAGGAUAAAUAAAUAAAAAAGUGGUGCUGCUGAGUAUGGCGGGGAGGGUGGAGUGCUCCCCGCCAUACUCAGAGAUUUGUGAAUUUUUAAACAACUGUAACUGCCAAUUCCUGCAAUCAAGAGCAAAAAUUGGCCUCCUAUGAUAACAAAUAAAGUAAAAAAUAAAAGCUGCAGUGUCCCUCCUAACAUUUUUUUGGGGACGUGGGAAAUGUCCCCACGAGGGAGAGUUUUCCUUGUUUUACUAUCCGUGUGGGGACUUUGGGGGAUUUUAGGUCCCCACAAGGAUAGAAGAACCCCCCCCCCCCACACACACACACACACACACACACACACACACACACACACGGAUAAAGAAGUGGAGCUAGUAGUGGAGACUCUUUGACCCUCUCUCGCUUGAGUGCAAGGCAGUGUGAAGAAACACUAGUGUGCUAAAACAUGUUCCUUCUUCCACUUCCCUUGAAAGACCACAGUUCAUCUACGGUUGUUGCUGGUGGUUGGGGAUGACAUGGUGAAACAUAAGGAUAGCCUAGGGCUGGUGUUUUAGAGAUCACUUACUGUUAUGCUCCUUCUCUCCAGAACAUUGACAUCACCAACUUCAGCAGCAGCUGGAACGACGGGCUGGCCUUCUGUGCUGUUCUCCACACCUACCUGCCAGCCCACAUCCCCUACCUGGAGCUCUCCAGCCAGGACAAGGUGAGAUAGAGGCUCUCACUGUCAACUAAGACUGUUAUGGUGGAGUUCCCUGGACACAGAUUAAUCCUAAUCGUGGAUUUAAAAGCAUUUUCAAUGGAGAUUCUCCAUUUAGUUUGCUUUUUAGUCAAUAGCUAGGCUUAAUCUGUGUCCAGGAGUGUUUUGAAAUGUGUGUCAUGUACACACUUUGUUGUUAGUUCAUCAAAAUGUUUAUUUUCUCCUUUUUCUUUCAGAAGCAGAAUUUCACACUGGCUUUCCAGGCCGCUGAAAGUGUUGGGAUCAAGUCCACAUUGGUAGGUGUCUGAGCUAAAACGAACCCAAGACGGCUCCACCAUUUGCACGAAAGGAUAUUUGACUACCACUAAAAGCGUAGAAUGAAAUGAGUGAGAUACUUUAUAUGGCUUUAUUUGGGGGGGGGGGGGGGGGGGUGAGAGACACAGUCCAUAUACCUUCCUCCCCUUUGUAAUGCUUGACUGUGCAACAGAAAGACGGGGCUGAUGUAUAGUUCCACCUACAGCAGCAAUGCACACCAACGUCAGUCACAUAGUUUGGCCAGCUGUAGCCUGUGAGACCUGGCCUUAAAAGAAGUGUUCAUGUCAAUGGCAAGCAGCUCCAGCUUAUUUAGGAGCAGUGUCAUACCAAGGCCAGUUGACUUCAGCUUAACAAGACAAACUGGGUUUCGUCUGUGGGUGAUCCACUGUUUUCCCCAAUACACACUCCAGAGAGCCUUCAGAGUGGGAGGAGAUUUACUAUUAAAACAAAAGAGACACGCUCUCUGUGUUCUUGCCUCUCGUCAAUUAUACAGUGCCUUGCAAAAAUAUUUAUCCCCCUUGGCGUUUUUCCUAUUUUGUUGCAUUACAACCUGUAAUUUAAAUGGUUUUUAUUUGGAUUUCAUGUAAUGGACAUACACAAAAUAGUCCAAAUUGGUGAAGUGAAAUGAAAAAAAUAACUUGUUUCAAGAAAUUCUAACAAAUAAAUAACGGAAGAAUGGUGUGUGCAUAUGUAUUCACCCCCUUUGCUAUGAAGCCCCUAAAUAAGAUCUGGUGCAACCAAUUACCUUCAGAAGCCACAUAAUUAGUUAAAUAAAGUCCACCUGUGUGCAAUCUAAGUGUCACAUGAUCUCAGUAUAUAUACACCUGUUCUGAAAGGCCCCAGAGUUUGCAACACCACUAAGCAAGGGGCACCACCGAGCAAGCGGCACCAUGAAGACCAAGGAGCUCUCCAAACAGGUCAGGGACAAAGUUAUAGAGAAGUACACAUCAGGGUUGGGUUAUAAAAAAAUAUCAGAAACUUUGAACAUCCCACGGAGCACCAUUAAAUCCAUUAUUUAAAAAAUGGAAAGAAUAUGGCACCACAACAAACCUGCUGAGAGGGCCGCCCACCACAACUCAUGGACCAGGCAAGGAGGGCAUUAAUCAGAGAGGCAACAAAGAGACCAAAGAUAACCCUGAAGGAGCUGCAAAGCUCCACAGCAGAGAUUGGAGUAUCUGUCCAUAGGACCACUUUAAGGCGUACACUCCAAAGAGCUGGGCUUUACGGAAGAGUGGCCAGAAAAAGCCAUUGCUUAAAGAAAAAAAGAAGAAAACAUGUUUGGUGUUCACCAAAAGGCAUGUGGGAGACUCCCCAAACAUAUGGAAGAAGGUACUCUGGUCAGAUGAGACUAAAAUUGAGCUUUUUGGCCAUCAAGGAAAACGCUAUGUCUGGCGCAAACCCAACACCUCUCAUCACCCCGAGAACACCAUACCCACAGUGAAGCAUGGUGGUGGCAGCAUCAUGCUGUGGGGAUGCUUUUCAUCAGCAGGGACUGGGAAACUGGUGAGAAUUGAAGGAAUGAUGGAUGGCGCUAAAUACAGGGAAAUUCUUGAGGGAAACCUGUUUCAGUCUUCCAGAGAUUUGAGACUGGGACGGAGGUUCACCUUCCAGCAGGACAAUGACCCUAAGCAUACUGCUAAAGCAACACUUGAGUGGUUUAAGGGGAAACAUUUAAAUGUCUUGGAAUGUCCCAGACCUCAAUCCAAUUGAGAAUCUGUGGUAUGACUUAAAGAUUGCUGUACACCAGCGGAACCCAUCCAACUUGAAAGAGCUGGAGCAGUUUUGCCUUGAAGAAUGGGCAAAAAUCCCAGUGGCUAGAUGUGCCAAGCUUAUAGACAUACCCCAAGAGACUUGCAGCUGUAAUUGCUGCAAAAGGUGGCUCUACAAAGUAUUGACUUUGAAUAGUUCUGUUUUUCUGUCUUAUUUCUUGUUUGUUUCACAAUAAAACAUAUUUUGUAUCUUCAAAGUGGUAGGCAUGUUGUGUAAAUCAAAUGAUACAAACCCCCCAAAAAUCCAUUUUAAUUCCCGGUUGUAAGGCAACAAAAUAGGAAAAAUGCCAAGGGGGGUAAAUACUUUCACAAGCCACUGUAUGACCAUUUAGAUAUUAAGUAGAGGCAGCAACACCUCUCAACCUUUCUCUGGUGGAAAGUAUUGUGAUUUCUUACUCUUAGGCCAAACGAUGGGUGCUUGCUUAUUCCUCACCAUCUCUUACUCAGAGAAUAUUCUGCACAUACAAUUUGCAGCGAAAUAAAUGAUGCAGUGCGUUACGCAUUUGUAUUGCAACCCAUAUUAUCUCUCUCUCUCUCAGGACAUUGGAGAGAUGGUGUACACUGAGAGGCCUGACUGGCAGAGUGUGAUGACCUACGUCACGGCCAUCUACAAGUACUUUGAAACGUGA